Rhizophagus irregularis DAOM 181602=DAOM 197198 is the source of this 4421-nucleotide messenger RNA. The record is from RefSeq and is a predicted model, not a curated record. NCBI's taxonomy places the organism in Eukaryota, Fungi, Glomeromycota, Glomeromycetes, Glomerales, Glomeraceae.
AAUAGAUUCAUUCCGGGUAAAUAUUUUUGUUUUAUUCAAAAAUAACUAAUGAUAGGGAACUUGAUAAACCUAUCCAUCCUCAAUUAGAUUUUGAUGGAAUUCUUACCAUGUACAAGUUGUCACAAACAAGCUCUUGCUUAUUUCUCUCCUGACAAAUACUUUUUGGAAGAGGAGUCAUCAUCAGAUUGCCUUUACCGUCUUCCAUUUGAAUUUAAUGAGGAUGAUAAGCUUGGUCCAUGGGACAUCAUGCUUAGCGAGGACACAAUCAAAGACUUGCGUCAAUUGGAAUCAUCACCUGAUAAAUUUAGGACAGUCAUACAGAAACUUGGGCAGAUAUCAUUAGGAAAAUGGGACAAACAUGAAUUACGGCGUAAGGUUCAAACUCAUGCCAUUCCUGUUUAUGAGAUAGAAAUUCCAGAUAAUGAUGGUCUAAAAAUUCUCUGGCAAGUUGAUUAUGGAUUCUCUAUUCGUAGUGAUUCGCUCACACAGCUUGUUAAAAUUUGGGCUGUCACAGCAAACAAGGAACAAAUCCACAAAAUAUUAGAAAAUCUCUCAAUAGUUCAUCAGAUUUAUACUCCCAAGCAUUUGUGUAUGGUGGAACAAUCAGGUAAAGAUAGCGUAAUUUUACCAAUGACCUUUGGAAACGAAGAAGAAAUAAAAUCUCCUGAAAACGGAUUGCAUACCUCACUGACGGAUGAUGAGAAAUUGCUAGAGGUUCAUAGGAUGCUUGUUACAAAUAAGUUUGUUCCCUUAUCAAAGAACUUGUACAAAUCACUUGCCUUGGGUGGUUUUAAUUUUACUUUUCAAGUGUCCAAGAAAGAAUAUGAAAUCAUUAACUGUCCUGCAUCGGCGGUUGUUAUUGGUCGAUCAGGGACUGGAAAGACUACAUGUAUUAUUUUUAGGCAGAUUGCUUCAUACUUAAAUAGACAACUCUGUAAAACGUCAUCCAAUGACAGGGUUUUUAUCAAAAGACAAAUAUUUAUUACAGUGAGCCCCAAUCUUCGUGACCGGGUAAAGGAAUAUUUUAAUAAGUUGCGAGAGUCUGCCAUGCUCGCCGGGAAAAAAAUUUCUAUGGCGCAGUUUUAUGAAUAUAGAAGAAAGAAAGAAGAAGCAGAAGCAGAUGGCACUGAUACAAUGCUCGAAGAGGGAGAUGAUGAUGAUGAUAUUCCAAACUCAUUCCAUGAGCUAGAAGAUCACCAUUUCCCUUUGUUCAUGACCUACGAUAAGUUUUCUAAAAUGCUUCAAGAAACGUAUGCCAUUAAGAACCUAAUCAAACAACGAAAGUUAGGUGCAGAUAAUAUUGAUUCAUAUGAUAAAGAAGGAAGAUUUUACCAAAAAUCAUCUUUCGUUAAAACGACGAAUUUUGUUGAUUAUAAGGUCUUUCAGAAAAGAUAUUGGCGUCGUCUUAGUUGCGAUUUUGAUUGUGAAUUGGUUUAUGCUGAAUUUUCUAUUAUUAAGGGUUCAAAUCCCGAAGUAGAUUUUUUAUCAAGAGAAGAUUACAAAAACAUCAGUACCAAAAAGUAUCCGGUAUUUUCAUAUAACCGGGAUCAGAUUUAUGAUUUAUUUCAAAAAUAUGAAACAAUGAAGUUACGAAAUGGUGAUUACGAUUCGAUAGAUCGAACGUUGGCAAUCUUACGUCUUGCCAAAAAAAAAGCACUCGGUGGUCCACAUAUUCAUGAAGUAUAUAUUGAUGAAUGUCAGGAUAAUCAAAUUGUGGAUUUGGCACUUAUCUUGAAGGUUUUUGACCGUGCCAAUAGCGUUUUUUUAGCUGGAGAUAUAGCACAAUGUAUUGCCAGAGGGUCUUCUUUUCGAUUCCAGGAUUUACAUGCCUUAAUGUAUAAUUGGGAACGUACACGAGCCAAAACCAAUCAUAGUAGCAUUAUAAAUCCAAAACAGUUUGAGCUAGAUAUUAAUUACCGAUCCCAUAAUGGGAUCCUUCAACUCGCCACUUCAGUAAUUGAUCUUAUUUGGCACUUUUUUCCUAAUUCUAUCGACCGGCUAUCACGUGAACAUGGUAGGGUCGGUGGACCUCAACCUACUUUCUUUGAAGGGUUCCAAAAAGAUCAUUUUAAAAUCUUCUCGUCAAAUAGCAGAGAAAGUGAGCUUGAUGAUGUUUGUACCUCUAAUGGGCAAAAGCUUGUUAAUGGUGACGAAAAUCCAUUCAUUGAAUUUGGUGCUGAUCAAGUCAUUAUUGUACGUGACGAUAAUGCUAAAGAUGAGUUGAAGAAACUAAUUAAUAAAGCUGGAUUGGUAAUGACUAUAUUUGAAGCUAAAGGCAUGGAGUUUAAUGAUGUGCUUUUGUAUAAUUUCUUUAACGAUUCACCUGCAUGUCGAAAGUGGCGAGUAAUUGAUUCUAUUCCAAGAGAAAAUUCUGAAGGUGUUCAAACUUUCUCCCACGAGAGACAUUACAUCCUUUCCUCAGAACUCAAACAUCUUUACGUUGCAGUAACUAGGGCUCGGCAACAUAUAUGGAUAUGCGAUGAAAAUCCCGAAUAUAGCAUUCCACUCAAAAUGUACUGGGAACGUCUUGGGCUAAUUAAAGUAACUCAAAGUGUAGACGAAAUUAUUUCCACUUUGGCUAAAAAGAGCAAUUCAGAUGAGUGGGAUCAACAGGGAAAAAAUUUCUUUGAACAACGGCAGUAUGAGCAAGCUAUUUUCUGCUUUGAAAAAAGUGGAAAUAAAAAGAGCAGAGAACUAGCCAAUGCAUAUUAUCUUCAGCAGAUUGCUAAGGAUUCUACAAAUGAUUCUGAUGAUGAUACUAUAAAGUCCAAUUUCAUUUGUGCUGCUGAGGCUUUCGUAAAGUGCUCCCGACCCAAUCAGGCGGCUUCAUGUUACCAGGAUAUUAGCAUGUAUAAAGAAGCUGGUGAUGUAUAUGUCAAAUGGAAUAUGUUUGAUCCUGCCGCGCGUUGUUAUAAUAAAGCUAGUAUGUGGUACGAGGCAGGUAAGUAUUUUGAAAAGGCAAAGAACUAUACUGAUGCUGUUGUAGCAUAUAAAAAUGAUAACCGUUAUGAAAAAGUAAUCGAGCUAAUGCGAAAAUAUCGACAAAAAAUUGAUGAUAAAAUAUUUCACCGUAUUACCCGUCUUGUCAACAUCCAUUAUCGUCGUACAAAUAAUAAAGAAAUGAGUACGAUAGCUCUUUCUAUCCUCCCCCAGGAGGAACAAAUUAAACUUCUGAGAGAUCAUGCACCAGAAGAAUUUUUAGAAGUCUGUGAGAAGACUGGUCAAUUUCGUGCCGUAGCUGAAGAUCUGCGUUCACACGGUGAAUUUGAAAAGGCAGCUGAUAAGUUUAACUGCUCAAACAAUGAUGAGGAUAAGAUUGAGGCAUUACAGUGUUACUUACAUCUAUGCAGAGUAAAUAUAUUAAAGUCGAUGAUCAAAAAUUUGAAUAAUUCUGGGUUGAUGAGUCUCCAUUCCAAGGCGAAUGAUAUUAUUACAAAAAUCAACCCAUCGUUUAAAAAGUCCAAAAAGUGGGAAAAAAUAAUGGAAGAAGAAUUUCAAUUAUACUCAGCUUAUUUAAAUAAGGGUCUUAAUAGAGUUAACAAGUAUAUACAACUUUUUAAGAAUCAGGGAGAGAUUACUCAUGAAUUUCGUGCAAUAAUCUUAUGGUUGCAGAUUCCACAACCUGAUAUUGAGGAAGAGUAUUGGAAAAAGAGGUUACAACAUAUAUUAAGGCUAUGUGAUCUAGUCUUUCCUCUUAUAAAAGCUUCACGAUACAAUGACAAUAAAAUUAUUGAGAAUAUUUUUUUUGUAAGCAAAGUGGAGAACUGUCCACAAAAACGUCAAAUUUUUUUUGAUAACCCACUAGUUCGUCUCAUAAAUGAAAUGUACGGCAACAACUCGAAAAAAGAAGUAACAGAAACCACGGAUAAUCGAUAUGUUUAUAACGUAUAUACUGUAUAUCGGACAAUUUCAAAAUUCCUCGCUUCGUAUAUCUUUGAGCUCAUCCGGGAUGAUAAUCAGAAGGGUAGAAAUAUUCCAGACAAGAACAAAGCAAAGAAGUUCUCGGUUUACAAAGAUGGUGGGCUGAAAACUUGAUUCGAAAUCAUAUACGCUAUCAUUCUUCAAGGACAAGUUGUCCGGAGAUCACUCACAUGGUGCUUGCUAAAUUACCUUAUCACACACGUAAUGGGUUUAUCGAACUUGCUCAUAAGAGAUGGCUGUAUGAGUUUAAUAAUGCCAGUAACUUUGAAGCCAUGCUAAAAUGCAUGCUUGUUCUUCAGCAGCUGAGAGACGAAUGGGGUAUUAAUACGUUCUGUUGGGAAAUGUCAAAGCCAACGAUUCUUUUAUAUCCUUACAAUUUACCCGUUGGUCUUGAGUACUACGAUUGUUAUAAUGGAUAUCACCGAGCAAUUCCGGUUGGAAAACGACUUUCAUCAUUUUUCUUUUAUCUUAGAUCUAACAAUGUGAUCGAAGCAAUUUCU